CCCCUGCGGCGGGCACGAACCCCGGGCUCUGCCAGGCUGCGCCGCUAUGAAACGACCUCCGUUAUUGGUCGCCUGCCCGCUCUCGCUGCUGCAACGCUAAACGCCAUUGGCCGCCCGCUCCUCCCAUGCGCAGCUCGGUUGCUGAAAAGUGCCUUUCCUGAAGCCACCGCUGCUUGGAUUUCUGUCUAGGGCUGCCUCUGCCUGCCCCCCUUCGCCCCCGUUCUCGUUUUAAUCCGGCGUUGCUUGCGGUUCGUGCGCUGACGGCAAACUCCUCCAGCCUUGCCCUUUAGUUUUGUCGUUUGGAUUUUUUUUUUCCCUUUUUUCCCUUUUUUUCUUUUUUUUUUUCUUUGCUCCCCAUUCACACUCAGUUCGCUCAGCCAUUUUAUUCGAUUUUUUUUUGUUGUUUUAUCCUCCUUUCCUCGAGUAUGUAGCAAAUAUCGAAAGAGGGGAGAAAAAAAAAACCAACUCAACAACAACCACCACCCAAACCAAUUCAGACGUCCUUGGGGCUCGUUUUGAUGCUCGGGAAGCGCAGGUUUUUAUUAAGCAAGGAAAAAAAAAACCCAACCCAACGAAACCAAACAGAUAAUAAAUACAAUCCCUAAAGUUUUCUCCCCUUCACCAAGGACCGAAGCGCUGCCAGCAGCAUAAGCUUUUCUUUUUCCCACCCCCCCCACCCCCCAAACCCCCUCCGCAGGGGAGUAAUCGAAACCAUUAACUGGAGAGCACAGAGAAGGCUUUUUGAACGUCUGCCCCCAGUUAUUCCGCCGGUAAACUUUGGGCAGCGGCACAACAACAAAACAAAACACUUCAUGUUUUAACUUCUACGAUUGCACUUUUAGGAGCUGGCCUCUAAUUUGAUGAUUGAUUUUGGGGUUUUUUGUUUCCCUCUCGCUUGUUGGGAUAAUAAGAUUUCUAUUUUACGAUUGGCUUUAUGUUUUAAUUCUCGUUUUAAACCGACACGGCUUUUGACUUCAAGCGAAUAAAAACCUAAGUGCUGAUGAAUAGGAGUUCUACCAAAGCAACAAGUUAGUUCUUUCGUCGAGUUUUCACUUGAAUUCACUUUUUUAACCCCCCCAAAACCCCCCCUUCUUUCUCCCCUCCCCCCUCCCCACCUUUUUUAAUAGAAGAAACCAACCCAGCCCUUCAGGUCGGCAGUGCAAACGUUGCCCGCCCCCCCCCGAAGCAGGGUGGCGAUUUGCUGGCGGCUGGAGUUCCUCCGUGGGGGUUUUUAAUAUGGCUGUAAACGUUUCCCUGGUUCGUGAUACAAAAUGGCUGACGUUAGAAGUGUGCCGAGAGUUCCAGAGAGGGACUUGUUCUCGCUCCGACGCCGAGUGCAAGUUCGCCCACCCGUCGCGCAGCUGCCAUGUGGAGAACGGACGAGUGAUUGCCUGCUUUGACUCGCUCAAGGGCCGGUGUACCCGAGAGAACUGCAAAUAUCUCCACCCUCCCCCACAUUUAAAAACACAGCUGGAAAUCAACGGCCGCAACAACCUGAUCCAGCAGAAGACAGCCGCAGCCAUGUUCGCGCAGCAGAUGCAGUUCAUGCUCCCGGGCGCGCAGCUACAACCGAUCACAACAUUUCCUGUGACUCCAUCGCUUGCAACAAGCCCCACGAUGGCUUUUAGUCCCUACCUGAGUCAUGUUUCUCCUGGGAUGGGCUUGGUUCCUGCAGAGCUUUUACCAAAUACUCCUGUCCUGGUCUCUGGGAACCCCACUGUCACAGUACCAGGAGGCUCUGCUGGGCAGAAACUGAUGCGUACGGACAAACUGGAGGUUUGUCGAGAGUUUCAGCGUGGAAAUUGCACACGUGGCGAGAACGAUUGCCGCUACGCUCACCCCAUAGAUAUUGCAAUGAUAGACACAAACGAAAACACUGUCACAGUUUGCAUGGAUUACAUCAAAGGUCGCUGCUCUAGGGAGAAAUGCAAGUACUUUCAUCCCCCUGCACACCUGCAAGCCAAAAUCAAGGCAGCUCAACACCAGGUGAACCAGACAGCUGCAGCUGCAAUGACUCAGCCAGCUGUCAGAUCACUGAAGCGACCGCUCGAGGCAACCUCUGACCUGGCCCUGCCGCCUGGUGCACUUCAACCUUUACCAAAGAGGCCAGCACUUGAAAAAAACAAUGGUGCCACCACAGUCUUUAACCCAAGCGUUUUCCACUACCAACAGGCUCUAGCCAACAUGCAGUUGCAACAGCCUACAUUCAUCCCUACAGGGUCAGUUCUGUGCAUGACACCCACUGCAAGCGUUGUGCCCAUGAUGCACGGUGCUACGCCCACCACUGUGUCUGCAGCAACAACUCCUGCCACCAGCGUCCCCUUCGCUGCAACAGCUACCGCCAAUCAGAUAUCCCAGUUAUCAGUAGAUGAACUGAGUAGCAGCAUGUUUGUUUCACAGAUGUAGAAGUUCCCGAUAGAACACAGACCAUGUUGAAAUCCUGAGCAGUAAAAUUCCAGAGCACCAGGACUUCUUGGUGGGAAGCUGCGCAUGGCCUUUCUGUAUAUAAAUCCCACUCAUCCCUCUUCUCGUUUCUCUACCACCUCUACAGUAAGCCUGUUGCAGCCCUACAUGUUAACCAAAAAAAUGAAUCAAUGGGAAUGUCAAAAAAGAAAACAAAAGCAAAAGAGAAAAAGACAAAAAAAAAAAAAGAGAGACAAAAAAAAAAGAGACAAAAUAAAAAAGAGACAAAAGAGAGACAAAAUAAAGAGACAAAAUAAAGAGACAAAAUAAAGAGACGAAAUAAAGAGAUGAAAUAAAAGAGACAAAAUAAAAGAGAGAAAAAAUAAGAAAGAGACAAAAUAAAAAAGGAGGAAAAAGGAGGAGAAAAAAAAAGGAGGAGGAAAAAAAAGAAGGAAAUGAAAGAGGAAAAUAAAGGAGGAGGACAAAAAGGAGAAAAAGAAGGAGGAAAAAAGGAGGAGAAAAAACAGGAGGAAAAAAAGGAGAAGGAAAAAAAGGAGGAGAAAAAAAAGGAGAACAAAAAAGGAGGAAAGAAAGAAAGGAAAGAAAAAAAGGAGGAGAAAAAAAGGAGAACAAAAAAGGAGGAAAGAAAGAAAGGAAAGAAAAAAAGGAAGGAAAAAAAAAAGGAGAAAAGAAAAGGAGGAGGAAAAAAAAAAAGCA
Pogoniulus pusillus (Red-fronted tinkerbird) is the source of this 3120-nucleotide messenger RNA. RefSeq names its product muscleblind like splicing regulator 3 (gene MBNL3). The coding region runs from base 1237 to 2406 and encodes 389 amino acids. Gene Ontology annotation, biological process: regulation of RNA splicing. Lineage: Eukaryota; Metazoa; Chordata; Aves; Piciformes; Lybiidae. Gene Ontology annotation, cellular component: nucleus. The record is from RefSeq and is a predicted model, not a curated record. The transcript is spliced from 11 exons. Gene Ontology annotation, molecular function: RNA binding; metal ion binding.